Trifolium pratense (red clover) is the source of this 1796-nucleotide messenger RNA. Its product is annotated as pectate lyase-like. The record is from RefSeq and is a predicted model, not a curated record. Lineage: Eukaryota; Viridiplantae; Streptophyta; Magnoliopsida; Fabales; Fabaceae. Gene Ontology annotation, molecular function: pectate lyase activity. The transcript has 3 exons. Bases 175 to 1542 code for a protein of 455 amino acids.
AAUCGGGGGCAAUUUCUUCUAUCUUUCUUGUUUUCAAGUGUCACCCAAUAAUAACAAGUGUUCUUUCUUUCCAUUUUGUUGGCCUUGGGGUUUAACUUCGAUUUGAAGUUCAAUCCCAAUUUUCGGUCAACAUCUUCCAAUAAAGGAAAAAGAACCGAAAUAAAAAAAUAAAUAAUGCCGAGAUCACUCAACAUUUUUUUAUUUUUUCUUUGUUUGGCGGUCAUCACGCCUACAAUGAAUGCCAGUGAAUUAGAGACUGAGAAAUUUUGGAAGGAAGAAAGACCUGAGUUUGAUCAAUAUUGGGAGGAAAGGUCUGUAGAAGCAAAAGAAUUCAAUCAAAAAGCUUAUUUCCCUGAUCCUUUCGAAGUCUCUGGCAACCUAACUGCUUCUAUUACCGAAGUCAUUGCUGGAAAGAACUUAAGAAGGAACCUGAGGGGAAACAAAGGGGGAGGACAAUGUCUGGCCACAAACCCCAUUGAUAGAUGCUGGAGGUGUGACCCAAAUUGGGCUGAUAACCGCCAGAAACUAGCCGAUUGUGUCCAAGGGUUCGGCAGAAACACCCGUGGAGGUAAAGGCGGUCCAAUUUACGUUGUCACCGAUCCUUCUGACGAUGAAUUGAUGGACCCCAAACCCGGCACACUCCGUUAUGCAGUCACACGUAAUGGACCCCUUUGGAUCACAUUCGCUCACAGCAUGCUGAUCACACUACAACAAGAACUUAUCAUGAAUAGUGACAAGACAAUUGAUGGUAGAGGAGUUGAUGUUUACAUUGCCAAUGGUGCUGGUAUUACUGUUCAAUUUGUUAAGAAUAUUAUCAUCCAUGGAAUUAAGAUUUACAACAUUCAAGUACGUGAAGGUGGUACGAUUAGAGAUUCUGAGACCCAUUAUGGUUUAAGGACUAGGAGUGAUGGUGAUGGUAUUUCCAUAUUUGGUUCUAGUAAUAUUUGGAUUGAUCAUGUCUCCAUGAAAAAUUGUACUGAUGGUUUAAUUGAUGCAAUCAUGGGAUCUACUGCUAUUACCAUUUCUAACAGUCACUUCACUGACCACAAUGAGGUUAUGCUUUUUGGUGCUAAUGACAAUCAUAAAGAAGACAAGAUCAUGCAAAUCACAUUAGCAUUCAACCACUUUGGAAAAAGAUUAGUACAAAGGAUGCCAAGGGCAAGAUUUGGUUUUAUCCAUUGUGUUAACAAUGACUACACUCAUUGGGAAAUGUAUGCCAUUGGUGGUAGCUCGAACCCUACAAUUAUCAGUGAGGGUAACAGAUUCAUUGGCCCAGAAAACAAAAUGGUAGGUAAAGACCUUAUUAAUUCUAAAGAAGUAACAAAGAGAGAAUACACCGAUGAAAGUAUAUGGAAAAGCUGGCAAUGGAGAUCAAUCAAUGACGAAUUUUUGAGCGAUGCUUACUUUAUUCAAUCUGGACCAGAGCUAAAGGACAGACCAUUUUCAAGGCAAGACAUGAUAACAGCUAAACCAGGAAGUUAUGUUGGAAGACUUACACGAUUUGCCGGAAACCUACAAUGCAUUGUGGGUAAACCUUGUUAGAUUUUGGUCAAUUUGUUAUUGUUGCUACUUACUCAUUGCUACAAUAGUGGCAUGACAAAGGAUAAAAAAGAAUGAAGAGCAAUAAUAUAAUGUCCUAACAUAGUUUGCCAAAUAGAUUUUUCUUUUCUUGUUUACUUUUCCUUCAACUUUCUAAUAGAAAGGAUCAGUCAUGAAAUCUUUCAUUUUAAUGCCAGAUACAUGUACCUGAAAAGGAGUAUUCUAUUUUAUUAUCAAUGAAGUUUUUUAAUUCUUUU